AGGAAAAUAGUGAGGGAAGCCACCAAGAUGCCCACAGCACCUUCAGUGGCUGUGACUGGAGAGAGGUUUUUCUUCUCCAGUCACAGUUUCGUGGAAGAGGAAAAAUGUAAGAAAAAGUUGAAUUUCAGCUGGAGUUUGUUAGUGAGCGCGGCCGCAUGCGUCACAUGACGUUUGUUGGAGAUUUUAUUGUCGUCCGCUGACUCCCGGCUUUGUUUAUUAAUUCCUGUGCUACCUGCAUGCCGUGUUUGAUCUCACACACACACACUCACACACACACACACACACGCACGCACGCGCGCGCGCAUGCAUGCACACAUGCUGCGUGUCCUCGGAGGACACGCCGAGGAUGGCGAUGCACAAGACAGCUGAUGAUGUUAGAGGAGGAGGGACUAAUGCGCGUCAUUAAAGAAAACGAGCCGCAGACAGUGAGAAGACGGCGUUGUCAGCGGCUGCAGGAGACGAGACGCUGAAGGUCAGAGGAGAAGCCCCGAGAGAACGGCCGACCCCGAAGCAACGGCUGAGGUCGAGACCGGGACUGGGACCAGGACAACACCUUGAGAAACAGCAGACACAGGAGAGGAGAAGCUGAGAUGACCGUGGGGGGACUUCAGCCCAUCACGUUAGUCCAUAAAUAACCUUCACAGGUUCAUUAUGGAACUGAGCAAAGCCUCCACUGCCACACCAGAAUUCAGUCUGGCUGUGGUAGCAGCGGCCGUUGUGAGCGAUCGUGCCAACAUGUCCGGCACCUUCCCUGCCUCCUCGCAUCCUCCGUCCUCAUGCAGCAUCGAUGAAUCAUACAAGUACGUGUUCCUGCCACUCUGCUACUCCCUCACCUUCCUGUUCAGCCUGACCAUGAACUCUGUGGUGCUCCUGCGCUCCUGCCGUCACCACGGUGGCUGCUGCGGUGGUGGUGGACGACGCUGGAACACGUCGGUAAUCUACAUGGUGAACCUCGCCACCACCGACCUGAUGUACGGCCUGUCCCUCCCCUUCCUGGUAGCGAGCUACGUGCUGAGGGACCGCUGGGUAUUUGGUGACUUAAUGUGCCGCCUGGUGCGCUUCCUCUUCUACUUCAACCUCUACUGCUCGAUCUUCUUCCUCACGUGCAUCUCCGUCCACAGGUACUUGGGUAUCUGCCACCCGAUGAGGACCAUUACCCUGGAAAGCAAGCGGUUGGUGAAGGCCACGUGUACACUGGUGUGGGUUGUAGUCUUCAUCCUCACUUGCCCCAUCUUCAGGUUUGCCCAAACAGGCUAUGUUCUGCGAGGGGGCAGCAGUGGAGAUGUUAGCUCUGUAGGAGAGAAGGACAGUGGAAACAAGACUGGACCUGAGGGGGAAGAUGGAACUGAUGGAUACAUGAACUGUUGGGAUGAUGCCAUUGAUAAAGAGUUUGCUGACUAUGUGCCAUAUGGCAUUGUCCUACACCUUCUCGGAUUCUUUGUCCCCUUUGUUAUUAUUGCCUGGUGCUACUCCCAGGUGGUCAGGACAAUAUUUCAGACCCUGCGUUCUCCUCCCAGCUCCAUAGAGAAUGGUGAAGAUGGUCCAGUGGGGGACUGCGCAGCAGACAUGGCAAGGGACAGAGAGAGAACCUCUGUGUCCAUCUCUGGCUCACAGUACUCGCACUACAUCCAGCGGCGCCGAAAAUCAAUUAAAACCAUUGUAACCAUCACACUGCUGUUCGCACUGUGCUUCCUACCUUUCCAUGUGACCCGGACACUGUUCCUGCUCCUUCGGAGGGGGCAGCUUGGCGGCUGCAACGCCAUCAAGACUGUCUCCAUCUGCUACAAGGUCACCCGGCCUCUGGCCUCCUGCAAUGCCUGGCUCAAUGCACUGCUAUACUUCCUAACAGGAGAUAAGGGCGCCCCCUGUUGCUGGCCAUUAGAACCCACCAUGCGUGGAGACCGACGGAGUGGCUCCCUCUGGUGGCCACUGCAGAUCCUGACGAAGGAGACAGCAGGAGAGGACGACCAGGAGGUGGCUGAAAAAGUCAAAACAACUGUGCAAGUGGGUCCAAUGAGUCCAAGUCUUGAAGGGUCAUUUUUUAGAAGGAUAUUUUAAAAUCGUAAUUAUUAGAUUAAAAAAUAAUAAAUAAUAAU
Molecule: messenger RNA, 2096 nt
Organism: Thalassophryne amazonica
Lineage: Eukaryota; Metazoa; Chordata; Actinopteri; Batrachoidiformes; Batrachoididae
Product: P2Y purinoceptor 3-like
Exons: 4
Coding region: 652-2058 (468 amino acids)
Biological process (GO): G protein-coupled receptor signaling pathway
Cellular component (GO): membrane
Molecular function (GO): G protein-coupled receptor activity; oxysterol binding
Source: RefSeq, a predicted model, not a curated record